Messenger RNA from Paramecium octaurelia, 294 nucleotides. Lineage: Eukaryota; Ciliophora; Oligohymenophorea; Peniculida; Parameciidae. The record is from the annotation of a GenBank genome assembly.
AUGGGGUGCGCUUCGCAAAAAUAACCAUCUCCAACAAGAAACAGAUAUGAUGAUAGCCUAACAACUGGAUAACCUGAAACAAACUUCACUUAAAAUGUUAUAGCAAUAUAAUAAUUGAAUGAAAAAUAAAUUCGAUAAAAGAUAAAAUCUGGAAAGUGCUACAAAUUUGUUCUACGUCAAGUUACUCUUUAGAAUAACAUAUGUAUAAUUGCCAAUCCCAUAUUUAUAGUCAACAGUACCAUCAUGAUUAGAAGAAGAGAUCAAGAAAACUCACCUUCAAAAAAGAGUAUAUGA